AUGGCUGGUGUCAAGGAAACCGACACUCUUCUAGAGGACGUGACAAGGCUGAAAAACGAAUCCGAACAGCGUAAACUGGAGUCUCAACAGCUCGAAAUACGUUGCCGAAGGUUGAUUGGUGAGGACAGCGUUCCUGCAGUCGCAGACCAUACUGACUGCGACCUCGAAAGCGAUUCAUCUUUCUGCGACGACGUGAGCCCCAAUCCCUUUGCGAUGGCAGGUAACAAGAGAGCAGGUGCAAACUUGGUCUCUGAUUUGAAAUCUAGCGCAGUUGAAAUGAGUGCUCUCGUUAAUAGCUUGUUCGACAGGUCUUUCGAGGCGGAGCUGGGGCGCCGCAAUCGACUACUGGAUUUGCAGGAGAGAGAGCUUGAACUGAAGGCAAAGCGGGAACACUCUGAGUUCGAACUGAGGGCAAAGCGGGAGCACUCUGAGUUCGAACUGAGGGCAAAGCGGGAGCACUCUGAGUUCGAACUGAGGGCAAAGCGGGAGCAACUUGAACUCGACACUAAGCGACUGACCACGGUUCUCUCUGUCGUCAAGGAGUACGUGGCCGUGUUUGGGAAUGAACCUAAACUUGCAGGUAUACUGCUACAGGCGCUUGAAAACUAUGUGCGAAAUGGGUGA
Lachancea mirantina is the source of this 624-nucleotide messenger RNA. NCBI's taxonomy places the organism in Eukaryota, Fungi, Ascomycota, Saccharomycetes, Saccharomycetales, Saccharomycetaceae. The record is from the annotation of a GenBank genome assembly.